Cygnus olor (mute swan) is the source of this 1890-nucleotide messenger RNA. RefSeq names its product motor neuron and pancreas homeobox protein 1-like. Gene Ontology annotation, cellular component: nucleus. Gene Ontology annotation, biological process: neuron projection morphogenesis; spinal cord motor neuron cell fate specification; regulation of DNA-templated transcription. The transcript has 3 exons. The record is from RefSeq and is a predicted model, not a curated record. Gene Ontology annotation, molecular function: DNA-binding transcription factor activity, RNA polymerase II-specific; sequence-specific double-stranded DNA binding. Bases 174 to 1079 code for a protein of 301 amino acids. NCBI's taxonomy places the organism in Eukaryota, Metazoa, Chordata, Aves, Anseriformes, Anatidae.
AGGAGGAGGAGCGGAGAGGAGAGGAGGGCUGCCCCCGAGGGCAGCCCCGCGGAGCGGAGCGGGGCCCCGCGGGUGGAUGCCCGCCGGUACCGGGGCUGGCCCGGGGCUGCCCGGCCGGGCGCUGCCCUGGCAGGCGAGCCGUGCCGUGCCGUGCCGGGGGUGGGGGGCCCGCCAUGCACAAACCCAUGGAGAAAUCCCAAAACUUCAGCAUCGAGGCGCUCCUGGCUGAAGAGCCGCCGAGGAGCGCAUCUCCGCCGGGGCUCAGCCCCGCGGGGAGCCCCGGCCCCCCCGGGCGCACCGACACCCCCUCGCCGAGGGCUCCCCAGGUCUCUGCGCCCCUCGGCCCGGCCGGCUUCGUCCCCAAGCCCGGCUUGCUGCAUCUCCCCGGCCCCGGGCUCGGCGCCCUGCCGGCCCUCUACCCCCCCGCCGUGUACCCGCUCCCGGCCCUGGGGGGCCAGCACCCCGCUUUCGCCUACACCGGCUUCCCCCACCUGCCGCCGCCCGGCGCGGAGCACCUGAAGGCGGCCGUGGCCGGCUCCUUGCCGCUGGAGCACUGGAUCCGAGCCGGGAUGCUGGUGCCGAGGCUCUCCGACUUCCACGCCACCCCGCAGGCCGGCUUGAUGGGGAAGUGCCGCCGGCCCCGCACGGCCUUCACCAGCCAGCAGCUCCUGGAGCUGGAGAACCAGUUCAAGCUCAACAAGUACCUGUCCAGGCCCAAGCGCUUCGAGGUGGCCACGUCGCUGAUGCUCACCGAAACACAGGUGAAGAUCUGGUUCCAGAACCGCCGGAUGAAGUGGAAGCGGAGCCGCAAAGCCAAGGAGCAGGGGGCCACGGCGGAGGCUGAGAAGCUGCGGGGGCUCGGCAAAGCCUGCGAGAAGCUGCUGCCCAGCGAGCCCCAGGGACAGGUGGGCGAGGGCCCCGAGUUUGUGGGGCGCAGCCCCGGCUCGGGCUUCCUGCACCGCAGCACCGCCGAGCUGGGCUACGGCCCCGACUCCUCCUGCUCGGGGGGCGAGGAGGAUGAGGAAGAGGAGGAUGACGAGCUGGGCACCACGGAGAGGAAGAUGGGCUCCGUCUUGUGAACCGCGUCCGGGGAGAGGGGCCGGGCUGAGGCAUCGGGGGCCUCUUUGCUGGCAGCCACAGACUGUGCCCGUGAGGGGCAGGGGGGCCGCGGGGAGCCUGCCCCCCACUUUAACUUAUAUGUGUUUGGAUCCUAUUUAACUCGUAAUUAUUCCUCUGUGUGUAUCUGGGGGAGUCCCCACACCCUGCCCCUAUAAAGCUGUUAUCCGGAUGCCUGUGCUCUUCCUUAGGGGACAGGGGCUCUGCCCUACCAGUGCCCCCAUGCUGCCCUACCUGGGGCACCAGGGGGGAGAAGGGGGGUGCUCAGGAUGUGUGCCCCCUCCUGUGGCUAUAGCUUCCCUGGGGGGGCUGUGCCGGGCUCAGAUCAGCCCCUAGUAGUGGGGUGACAACAGCCACCCCCUGCCGCCUCCCCAGCAGCUCUGGGCUUAGGCCGUGACCCAAAAGUGAGCAGGCUCCCCUGGUCCUUAGGAUGCUGGAGGGUCCUGAGAGACCCUAUAUAUUAUAUAUGUGUGUGUGUGCAUGUGUAUAUAUAUAUAUACUUCCCUCUAUCUAUAUAUGCAAAUUUCCCAAGGUUUCUGCACCCUUUCCGGGCUUCCCCUGGGGAUGCUGUGAUGGCAGUGCAGGCACAGGGACCAGUUUGCUGUGCCACCCCAUCCCAUUACGGGGCUGCAGGAGCGGGGCAGGCUGGGCUGGGCUGCCCCUACCCCAUGUCCUACUGUCACCCCUCAGGGCUGUGCCAGAACACCAUGGGCUUGGGGACAGAGGGGACGGGGAUGCGUGUGGAGAGGCACGGCUGGGACAGAGGGAUGGGCA